Messenger RNA from Stegastes partitus (bicolor damselfish), 759 nucleotides. RefSeq names its product ATPase H+ transporting V0 subunit e1 (gene atp6v0e1). Lineage: Eukaryota; Metazoa; Chordata; Actinopteri; Pomacentridae. Bases 120 to 365 code for a protein of 81 amino acids. The transcript has 4 exons. Gene Ontology annotation, molecular function: proton-transporting ATPase activity, rotational mechanism. Gene Ontology annotation, cellular component: proton-transporting V-type ATPase, V0 domain. The record is from RefSeq and is a predicted model, not a curated record. Gene Ontology annotation, biological process: proton transmembrane transport.
UGGUAGAGUCAUGUGAUACCUGCUGCCUUCCUUCUCUGUAUUCGUCGGCUGGAGGAUCGACACUUGCAGCUCAAAUUAAAAGUUUCUACUUCCUGAGAUAUUCUUUUAAAACUCCCACCAUGGCGGAGAUGGGCUUUGCGAUCGCCAUCUCGGUGAUGACCCUGUUUUGGGGGAUUGUUGGCGGUGUCGUUCCCUGGUUCAUCCCCAAAGGACCGAACAGAGGAGUGAUUGUCACCAUGCUGGUUUUAACUGCAGUCUGCUGCUACCUCUUCUGGUUGAUAGCAAUUCUUGCUCAGUUGAACCCACUGUUCGGGCCUGCACUUUCCACCGACACUAUCUGGUACCUGAGGUAUCACUGGCCUUAAUUUGCCCCUCCAGGACUCCUGACUGUGCAGCCGAGGACCUGACACUCCUGCAAACCAAUGGAUGUUUGCUUCCACAGAGAUCAUUCCCUGGAAUCGCCUUAAAACUCAGAUCCCUGUGUGAUUACUGAGAGAUGCCCACACUGGUGCCUUGUACAAAAAUGAUUCCCAAAAGACAAAGAGAUGUCCCUGGAUGUGCUUUACUUUAAAUUAAAUCAGCCUUCACUUGUUUUCCGGUUUAUAUAUUGUGUACAUUGUGUUUAAUGCUAUUGUGAAUAUGGAUGAUGUUUGAUUAAAUGAUUGUUGUGAGGUGUGUUUGAGAUCUUGUUUUUGUCUGUAUAUGCUAGUGAUGGAUGUAAUCCAUUUGAGAAUGAAUAAAGAAAUUAAUAAUCAACUC